AAAAAAAAAAGUAAUGAAGGAGUGUUCAAGAAGCAUAUCACAGUGCUGAGGGAAGCAGAAGGAGGAGAGCACAUAGAAGCAGAAGGACAAAGGCGGUGAUGAGUCCAUGUGUUUUGAAAAGCUUCGGCCUUUAUUUUGAGUUUGGCGAGCUUUCUUAAGAUACAGGAGGGAAGAAAGAGGCAAGACCGAGAGUGAAAGACAAUUUUGGAGGUGGUUGCUUUUCUGACAAUUCAGCAAGCACUUUGAAGUGAAUCAAAGGUUUUGUGAGAAGGGAAACAGACGAUAUAGUGUGUGACAGACGGAAAAGAAAUUUCACGACAAAAUAAGAGAACAAAAGAAGAUUAUCCCAUUGUUGGUCGUUGUUUCACGGCCAUGGAGCGAAAAUUAUUCCUGAGACUCGUCUUUCUCUCCGCUGUCUGUCUUACGAGAAGUCAUGCAUCAGCUAACAAUACACAGCCCCACUCUACAACCGAUCAAAAGCAUGCAGAGUCCAGGAAUGAGGUUGUUGAAUUGGGCACCACUGUCACCUUAAACUGCACCAGCAGGAAGAUCGCAUGGCAAGACAUGAUUUUUGUCAUCUGGAAAAUGACUUUGAAAGGCAAAGAGUGUAGAAUUGCUGUAGCUAAAAAUGACUCAGAUUAUGACACCUGUCAAGAUGGGAAAAAGCUGACCCACACAGCACAGGGAACCUACCACCUGGUCAUCCCAAAUUUUUCUGUUGAAGAUGAAGGAACUUACACCUGUGACACUUCAUGCACAUCAGGUGGUUCAAUAGAUGUGAUCACGGUCUCUGCAUGGUCACGUCCACACUUAUCUGGCUGGCUGGAAUAUCAGAAUGGACACACUAUUGCUGUGUGUGAAGCUACAGGGAAACCACGAGCCUCUAUCCUUUGGAAAGCACUGUGGAACACAUCCCUUUCUGUCCCACAAGCAACUGAGCGUGGAGGGCAGGUUUCUACAGUGAUUAGCCGCUUACACAUUCCUCGACAUGCUUCUCAUAGGAACCUCACUUGUGUGGCCACUGUUAAAGACCUCAAGACUCAAUUUAGUAACUUCACAUUUAGAGAUGCACAUAUUGGCUGGCCCAUAAUUCUAGUGGGAGUUUGUGCCACCUGCUCCAUUGUGGCUCUUUUAACUGGACUUUACAUCAUGCGUAAAAGUUUCAUGCCUUUAAGCAUUUUUAGAAAGAUUUGCUGCAAACCUGACACCCCUGCACCAAGUGAAGAAAAACCUCAACAGCCCUAUGACCCUGAAGAAUUGCAACCCUACGCCAGUUACGUGCAAAGAGUAAACUCCAUCUACAACUCUUCCGCUGAACUCUUCAACGCGUGAUUCACUCCAGGCAAGCCGUUUCUUAUAAAAGCAGAUCUCGGAUGUGCCUACAAUGCGAACUGUCAUGAGGUUUUGCACUAGGGAAAUGCAGAUUCAUCAGUGCACACCUACUCUGUGGAUGAAAUUACACACACGCCCUAAUACUGCUGUUAAUGAGAGCUGAUGAAACCCCUUCAAAAGAACAUCCUCCAACGUGUGACCUCUGACGAGAAAUACACAAACCAGAGUGAGUCAAAGUGAAAGACGGAGUGGAAACAGAAGGAUCGUCUCAUGAUUUGGAAAUUUUCCCUCCUUUAUUCAAUUUAUAAUAUAAAUAAAAUUACACUGAGAGCUGCAGAAUCAUGAUUUAACUGAAGUAGAAGAAGCACGGUUUAGGAUAGAUUUUCUUAAAGUAAAUCAGGUCAAUAUAAGAUUAGCUGGGUUCUUCCUCCAUGUGAGUUUGUGCAAUAUACAGGAGCCAAGCAGCCUGAAUAAUAAUGUAGAUAUGUUCGGGGUAAACCACACAGCUUGGUGUUUUCUUAUCAGCAAAAGAACCUUGCAGCAGAGGUGCUAACAGCUGUAGCUUUUAUAGUUUAUGGCUUGCUACAGCGAUAAAUGAGACACGUUUGUUUUGAGGCUGAAAAUACAUGAUAUGUGAAAGAUGCUCAAUGAUUUUUGGAAGUGGUUACUUUCACUUCAUGCCUGUUAUUUUGACUUGCGAAAUUUGUGAGCUCAGUCUUGUUGAGCCAGUAGAAAACAAGUGGGCGGGAGCCUGGGAUGUAAAAACUUUUUUCUUAGUAUUGCUUGACAAACAUCAGAAAAAAAAUUCAAGCAAUGAUGCAUGCAAAGGUUUUUGUGGUAAAAUUCUGUUUUUCUCUCUCUCUCUCUCUCUCUCUCUCUCUCUCUGUUUCUCUCUAACUGUCAGGAUAUCUUAGCCAGUGAAUAUAUCUUGAAAAGUAGGUAAUUUUUCUAAUUAUGCUUAUACAGUACAUAACAUUAUUCAGCCUGAUUACACAUCACACUGUACUGAAAAUGUUCUUAUUUUGUCAUUUUUUUGCCAGAGCUUUUUAAUUAUUAUUAUUAUUAUUAAUCAUUGUAACAAGAGAACAAACCAAUAGAACAAAAACUACUUUAAAGCACAAAUGUAGACAAAACAUUUAUAAAUAGACUUAUUUGAAUUAUGGUAUGUUUUUUUUUUAUUACAGUUUUGGAAUUGGAUAUAUUUAAUCUGUUGGAUUGUAUUGUAUUUGUUUUUGUUUUUUUUCUUUUGGCAUUUUUUUUUGGCAUCUUGUACAGAACUGAUGUUGUGUAAAUAUUAUUAAUAUGUAGCAUAUUACUUAAUACAUGUCCUUUACACAAUCAAAAUUUACGAUUCUUUAAACAUUUCUUCGGUUUACCAUCUUUAAAAUAUAUUUAUUUACAUAUAAUUAUAUAUAUUUACUAACACUUGGACUAAUUAUCAGAGAAAAGACUGUUUUCAUUUAGUUAGUAUAAAAAUAAAUAGUACUAGGUUAUUAGUUGUGUUUCUUUUUCUUUUCUUUUCAUUCUGUUUGAAAUCCUAUGACUCUUUUUCCUUUCUCUCGCCCCUUCUGUCCGCUACACCACAGUUUUAUUUAUAUACAGUAGCACUUUUAACAGUGGUCAUUGUAGCAAAGCAGCUUUAGACAGUAAAAGAAGCUUGUACAGUGACCACUAUGCAUGAUGGUUGUAUCGCUUCAUGCGCUUUUCUUUUUUAACCUCAUGCAAAACUUUCACUGCAAUAGGCUCAAUCUGAGCUCAUCAGAGCUCAUGACCUUUUGUAUUACUCCAAAUUAGCAUCAAUCGUGUGAGUUCUCAUCACACGCAUGUGUGUGUAUGGAAAUGCUCUUUCUUUCACUACCAAACUAUGGUUUUACUGUUGUUGUUUUUUAACCAUGCAACUUCACCAAGUGUUUAUGUUAACUCUAUUAACAUGAUUUUUUUUUUUUUUUUUGUAACCACAUUUUAUUUUAUAAAGGUGAUGCUUCAGCACUAUCCUUUCAGGUUUUAAUAAAUGUUGAUGUGUUUUAAUUAAAGUUAAAGUAAUUUCCUUACUUUG
This is a messenger RNA of Clarias gariepinus (North African catfish), 3388 nucleotides long. Its product is annotated as cell surface glycoprotein CD200 receptor 1-A-like. The record is from RefSeq and is a predicted model, not a curated record. The coding region runs from base 373 to 1332 and encodes 319 amino acids. Gene Ontology annotation, molecular function: signaling receptor activity. NCBI's taxonomy places the organism in Eukaryota, Metazoa, Chordata, Actinopteri, Siluriformes, Clariidae. The transcript has 7 exons. Gene Ontology annotation, biological process: regulation of neuroinflammatory response.